Molecule: messenger RNA, 447 nt
Organism: Lathyrus sativus (Indian pea)
Lineage: Eukaryota; Viridiplantae; Streptophyta; Magnoliopsida; Fabales; Fabaceae
Source: the annotation of a GenBank genome assembly
AUGCCGUAUUGCGACGUCGGAACGCUUCUUUCCUCCCCAACCACCUCCUCGUCCGCCGUCGCACCCGACGAUGCUCAACUCAACAAUGACGUUAGAAUAUUUUACAGAACUUACGGUCGCGGUCCCACCAAAGUCCUUCUCAUCAUAGGAUUGGCUUCUUCAUACGAAGGGUGGGGCCCACAAAUCAAGGGAUUAACUGGAACAGACGUACCUAACGACGAAGACGACGCGGCUUGGAGUGGAGGUGACAAUGAGGCCGGUGGAGGUAUCGAGGUCUGCGCUUUUGAUAAUCGGGGCGUCGGUCGGAGCUCCGUGCCUAUCAGAAAAUCCGAUUACUCAACAAAGAUCAUGGCAAAGGAUGCUAUUACUUUGUUGGAUCAUUUAGGUUGGAAAAAGGCACAUGUUUUUGGUCAUUCUAUGGGUCAGUAUUUUCUGUUUUUCAUUUAG